This is a messenger RNA of Symbiodinium necroappetens, 1830 nucleotides long. The record is from the annotation of a GenBank genome assembly. Lineage: Eukaryota; Dinophyceae; Suessiales; Symbiodiniaceae.
AUGCUGAUGCUUGCAUUUGCCCAGUCACCGCAGCCCCGCCUUGCAGACGCGGUGCCAGUGUCCGUGCUGCGGUCUCCACCUCAUGCAGAGGCCCCGCUUGGAGCAGGGAAGACGGAGCAGCGCACGCUAUUGGCCGGAAGCACAUGUGCAUUGGCUGUUGCUGCCCAGUGCCGAGCAAGAGUGAAGUGCAAGAGCCGCAAGACUUUUAAAGUCGUCUGCCGGGACCAAGCACUUCCACAGAGCGACAACGAUGUGGGUUUGUUCACCUCUGGGGCCGUGUUCGACCAGCCCCCGAAGGCCAAAUCAGAUGUGCAGCCAGCUAUGCAGCAUCCAUCUGGCAAGAGGUUGAAGGUCAUCGUCUUGGGCAGCGGAUGGGGAGCAGCAUCGUUCCUGAACGCUUUGAGCCAGCAGGAGGCACAAAUGUACGACAUCACAGUCGUGUCCAUGCGGAACUUCUUUCUGUACACGCCGCUGCUGCCCACCUGCACGAUGGGAUCCAUCGAAGAACGUUCCAUCGUGACUCCUAUCCGUGAGAUGGCCUAUGGAAAAGCCGACUUUUUAGAGGCCCGUUGUGAAGCCAUUGACCCAGAGAGCAAGAAGAUUCGAUGCAGCCGCGCAAUACGCCCCAAGGUAAGCUCCAGCUCCGACUACCACAGAUUCCCCGAGAAGCAGGCCGAGCAAAGGCACGUCUUUGAGCUGGACUACGACAUGCUGGUCUAUGCGGUGGGCGCCGAAACCGCCGACUUCAACAUCCCCGGAGUUCGACAGCAUACAUUCUUCUUCAAGGAGCUCAGAGACGCAAGAAACGUCCGCUCACGCAUCUCCGAUCUCUUUGAGGAGGCUUCGCUUCCAUCGAUCUCCGAAGAGGACCGAAAAGCUCUUCUUAACUUCAUCGUUAUUGGAGGUGGACCAACAGGUGUUGAGAUUGCUGCCGACCUCGCCGACUUCGUAGAAGAGGACUGCCGCCGCCUGUACCCGAAGCUGUGUGAUCAGGUGUCUAUCUCUUUGGUGAACAUGGAGGACCACCUGCUCUCCACUUACAGCCGCGAUAUUUCGAUCAAGAGCUUGGAGAUCUUUGAGCAGAAGGGCGUGGAGGUUCUCAACGGCUGGAGGGUCACUGAGGUCACAGCUGACAAAGUGAAGAUGACGGACCGGCAUGCCAACCUGAAAGAAUUACCCCACGGCUGCGUGAUCUGGGCGGCCGGUGUGAAGCCCAACAAGCUCACUGGACAGGUCAAAGCUUCCCUUUGCGAAGUUCUGAAAGGACGGCAAGAUGACAAGGCGAACUACGUCCAGAGCCGAGUGAGAGGCCACCCGCAGUUCGAGGCCUAUGCGGACUACUUGGAGGAGGCAGUCAGCGACGACUUGACGGACACCUUUGCAGAGAUGACGAAGAUGUUUGGGAAAAAGGUUUGGAAAGAGCAGGUGGCGUGGCAGCGCACCUACUCCUUGGGACAGCGGGUAACGGAGCGGAUCAAGAAGCGCAAUGCGCAGGAGAUUGAGCAGGAUCUUGAUGAGGCCGAGGUGUUGCAGAGAGACUACAUCACCUUGGAAGGAUUCAAAGACCUGUUGAAGAUCAUUCACAAGACGUUGGAGACGUUUCCCCCAACCGCGCAGGUGGCAGCCCAGCAAGGGCAGUACUUGGCCAAGGUUUUCGCCUCUGGCCUCAUUCAUGGCGACCGGGAGAGCUACCGUGCCUUCCGCGAUGAGCACGAGCCCUUCACCUACUUCCACAAAGGCACUUUGGCCUAUUUGGGUAGCGACCAUGCGGCUUUUGACUUGCCAAUUCUUGGCCCGGUGAGUGGGCCCUUGGCCGGCGUGGCGUGGAAG